AUGUCGCUAAAGGCAAUCUCGGCCAAAGAUGCCGCCUCGCUUGAUAAAGACCUCAUGGACAUUGGUGGCUGGUCUCUGGACCAGCUGAUGGAGCUGGCGGGCCUCUCGGUAUCGCAAGCAGUGUGGAGGAUUCAUCCUCCUCGCGCAGGCAAGAAGAUUCUUGUUGUCUGCGGGCCCGGCAACAACGGCGGAGAUGGGCUAGUCGCUGCUCGUCACCUCGCGCAGUAUGGGUAUACGCCAUCGGUAUACUACCCCAAGGAAGGGAAGAAUGAACUCUACCAGCGCCUCAAAACUCAGCUCCACAACCUCUCCAUUCCCUUCAUAACCGACUUCCCCGCCGCCCUCCAAUCCACCGACUUCCUCGUCGACGCCAUCUUCGGCUUCUCCUUCGGCGGGCCGCUGCGCGACCCGUUCGGCCCGAUCGUCUCGCAGAUCGAGUCCACAGGAGUCCCCGUGCUGAGCGUGGACGCGCCCAGCUCGUGGGAUAUCCAGAGGGGGCCGCCCAAGGAGGGCCCCGGCUCCAAGUUCAUGCCGCAGGCGCUGAUUAGCUUGACGGCGCCGAAGCCGUGCGUGCAGUUCUACCGUGGUCGGCACUUUAUUGGUGGUCGGUUCUUGACUAAGUCUCUUACGGAUAAGUAUGGGCUGGAUUGUCCGGAGUAUCCUGGAAUCGAUCAGAUUCUGGAGAUUGGGGUUGAUGCCGAGGGGAGGCUUUGA
This is a messenger RNA of Penicillium alfredii, 714 nucleotides long. Its product is annotated as NADHX epimerase. The transcript has 5 exons. Lineage: Eukaryota; Fungi; Ascomycota; Eurotiomycetes; Eurotiales; Aspergillaceae. Gene Ontology annotation, molecular function: NAD(P)HX epimerase activity. The record is from RefSeq and is a predicted model, not a curated record. Bases 1 to 714 code for a protein of 237 amino acids. Gene Ontology annotation, cellular component: mitochondrion.